GGUUGUUGAGGAAAUGUGGGGUAGGUUCUGCUUGCUAUGUGGUGACCAUGGUUGAUUUUGAAACAUGAAAAGGACUAAUUGAAGUGACAAAACAUAGACAUUUUGAGGUCAAUGGCUAUUGACUAUUCAUUCCAUUUCAAAGGAGAAUAAAAGCGUCACCAAUUAAAACUUGGAGCAGUGUAUAUUAUUGAUGGACUGCGAUUGAAUUGGAAUAUGGGGACUACCAUACUCUUUGUGGGGGCUGAACUUGUUUCGUCUUUCUUCUACUUUUGGCGUCAAAUUUUACUUUUCCCUGUCUUCCAUCUUAUAAUAGGCUUUCUUUCUCCAAUUUGAAAAUGAACUUACAAGCAUGUUAUGAAUUUUGAAUACCUACUAAACUACUAUCUUUCUAUUCACUAAAAUUUAGUCAAAAUCAGCUACAUAUUUUAUUUGGUUGUAAAAUUAAUCCAUAAAAAUAUAUUUAUGACUAUCCUCAAAGGAAAUACGUGUAAUAGCCCUACCUUGAUUCGUUCAAUCCGUUUAAGUUUGGACAAGUUAAAGCUCAAUUAUUUACCUUGCUCUAACAUGCCCACGUAAUGUGUUGAGAAUGCCUUUAGCUGCAGUUAGGUUGUUAAAGACAACGUUGAAACGUGGAGAGUAGUAUGCGCUAAACGAUCAACACGUCUCAUUAGCAUGAACUAGUUGCAGCUUCCCAAGACCAAAUUUCUGCCAUGGGACAAGGCGAAGAUUCGAAGACUAAAAAUGAAUCCAACGUUCAAGUUCAGGAAAGAGGGGAAAUAUUCUUCUUUUAUCGACCAAAAGUCGGCAAACAAGAAGCACAUGGCUCCGACGAUGUCCAACGUUUAUACAUAGUUCUCCGUCCAGAGUCCGGCGAGCAUUCCGUUGAAGUUAAACAAGAUCCUCAUUCCGGCAAGGAAGGUGAAGAACUUGGUUCUCACAUGGAACCCAACCGUGAUAUUUCUUCCGAUAAGGAACAUUCUGGCGGUGAGGGAGGAUAUGGGACAGAAGAAGUUAAUAUUGAAAAGGAGCCUUUGCUCCGGUUAAUUGUAAUGGGUCGGAAAAGUCUCCCGGAUCCUAGCAAGAAAACAGGGCAUCGUCCAUAUUGGGGUUUUGUGGAAAUGGUGACUACGAAAAUCGAUGAUGUAAAAGCAGCUCUCAAAGGGGAAGAAUACGACACGGCAACUAGAGGGCACCGUGUAGUUGCUCCAGCUAGAGCUGUAGGAGAAGGAAUUUAUCGAAUUUUGAGGCAUAAUCCGAAGAAGAAAAUGCAUACCCAUUUGGUAUACAAGCUUGAAUUUCCAGCUGAGGAUGAGAAAAAUGAACCUCAGGAGGAAUUGAACAUAAAAAGAGAAGGGUCAUUUCUGAUUCAGGUUAAGAACCCGGAGCAACAUGGAAGUGGAUCGCAGUUUCGCGGGCUUCAGAAAAAGAGGAAAGCUACAUUUCCAGCACACUUGCAAGGUGAAUUUGGGCAUCUGAGGUACCAUCCGGCAGACCCACCGGAUUUUUUGAACUAUGAAGGGUGUGAAUUUCUGCUGAUAUCUGCUUCUGAUGAUAUAGAAGAAGAAUUGGGGUUGGAAUUGAAGACGGAAACUGAAGCAGAACAUGAUCCGUCCUGUUUGGAUUUAGUGAGGACUUUUGGUGAAACUGCUCCAAUUCGCGCUCUUCUUAGAGGCACUUGGGUUUGAACUUGGUUUGUAGGAUUAGUACUGAUUAUGUAGAUGUUAGUUUUAGAUGUAGAAGUGCACUCUGUAAAUCGUAAGACUUGUGUAAUUAGCAACACUUCUCUUGAUCUUUAAUUUUGUUUUGCUGUAAAUUAGGAUGUUUAACAAGUUAAUUCCACGCAAAUACUAGUCUAUCUGGCUUGA
This is a messenger RNA of Solanum tuberosum (potato), 1865 nucleotides long. RefSeq lists its product as uncharacterized. NCBI's taxonomy places the organism in Eukaryota, Viridiplantae, Streptophyta, Magnoliopsida, Solanales, Solanaceae. The coding region runs from base 711 to 1685 and encodes 324 amino acids. The transcript is spliced from 3 exons. The record is from RefSeq and is a predicted model, not a curated record.